AUGUCCCAGAGGCCGUCCUCCUCGGACUCGGACUCGUGGGAGGCCUGCAGCCGGCUGCUGCGGAGCAAGUCCCUGUACCCGCCCGCCGUGGCCAACCCGUUCCUGCAGCAGACGCACAUCAGCGCGUGGCGCUGGGCCUCCCUGCUGCUGCUGGGCACCGUGCUGGUGCCGGUGCGCGUGUCCUGCAUGGCCGUGCUCUUCGCCAUCCUCUGGCCCGUGACCGUGCUGUCCACCCUGGGCCACUCGGCCCGCCGCGGCCAGCCCGCCCGGAGCUGGCGGAGGGAGCUGGUGCAGCGGCCCCUCCGCUUCCUGUUCCGCACGUGCUUCCUGGUGCUGGGCUUCCUGGUGAAAGUGAAGGGGAAAAAGGCCAGGUGGAGCGAGGCCCCCAUCUUCGUCACCGCCCCGCACUCCUCCUUCUUCGAUGCCAUCGCCUGCGUGGUGGCCGGGAUCCCCUCCGUGGUCUCGGCGAGCCAGAACGCCCGCAUCCCGAUAGCGGGGAAGUUCCUGCUGAGCACCCAGCCGGUGCUGGUGACUCGGGAGGACCCCAACUCCAGGAAGACCACCCGGGACGAGAUCCUGAAGCGCGUGUCCGCCCAGCCGGAGUGGCCGCAGAUCAUGAUUUUCCCGGAGGGCGUGUGCACCAACCGCACGUGUCUGGUCACUUUUAAGCUGGGGGCCUUCUCGCCGGGGGUCCCCGUGCAGCCCGUGCUGCUCCGGUACCCCAACAGCCUGGACACGGUGACCUGGACCUGGCAGGGCUUCACGGCCUUCCAGCUGUGCAUGCUGACCCUGAGCCAGCUCUUCACCAGGGUGGAAGUCGAGUUCAUGCCCGUGUACACCCCGAGCGACCAGGAGAAGAAGGACCCCAUCCUCUUUGCCAACGCGGUGAGGGUCAACAUGGCCAACGCCCUGGGCGUGCCCGUGACUGACCACACCUUCGAGGACUGCAAGCUGAUGAUCAGCGCAGGCAACCUGCAGCUGCCCAUGGAAGCGGGCUUGGUGGAAUUCACCAAAAUCAGCCGGAAGCUGAAGUUAGACUGGGAUAGCAUUCACCAGCAUCUGGACGAGUACGCUGCCAUCGCGGUUGCCUCCAAAGGAGGGAAGAUAGGGAUCGAAGAGUUCGCAAGUUACCUGAAACUCCCCAUUUCAGAGCCCUUCCGACAACUCUUCGCCCUUUUCGACAGGAACAACGACGGCAGCAUAGAUUUCAGGGAGUACGUGGUAGGGCUGGCUGUCCUGUGCAAUCCUGCCAACACGGACAAGAUCCUGCGGAUGUCAUUCAAGCUUUUUGAUAUGGACGAGGAUGGUUACAUAACGCAAUCGGAGCUCGCCGCUAUACUUCAGGCAGCGUUCGGGGUGACCCACCUGGAUGUUUCCGGUCUCUUUCCGGGAAUAGCGAAGCGGAACUCAGAGUACAUUUCAUUCAGGAGCUUUAGGAAAUUUGCUUUGAAGCACCCAAUAUAUGCCAAUCUAUUUAAGUCAUACUUAGAACUCCAGGCAGCCUAUAUAUAUACAUUACCACGAGAACAAGUUUGA
Molecule: messenger RNA, 1536 nt
Organism: Pipistrellus nathusii (Nathusius's pipistrelle)
Lineage: Eukaryota; Metazoa; Chordata; Mammalia; Chiroptera; Vespertilionidae
Source: the annotation of a GenBank genome assembly